Rotaria socialis is the source of this 354-nucleotide messenger RNA. NCBI's taxonomy places the organism in Eukaryota, Metazoa, Rotifera, Eurotatoria, Philodinida, Philodinidae. The record is from the annotation of a GenBank genome assembly.
AUGAAUGCUCCAGCAACAUUCGAAUCGUUUCUAUUAUUAGAUGGUGAAAAGAAGAUCGUCGUCGAAAAAGAUACGAAAGUACCUAAUGCAGUUGUUUUCACCAUUAGUAAAGAAGAUCAUACAUUAGCAAAUAUGUUACGUGCUCAACUAUUAAAAGAUCCUGAAGUGAUAUUUGCUGGCUAUAAAAUUCCACAUCCACUCGAGCAUAAAGUUAUUCUACGUGUACAAACAGCUGGUCAUGAAUAUUCGCCAAUAAAUGCGAUGGAAAACGCAAUAAAAGAUCUCAUUUUUGAAAUGGACAUGUUAGAAGAUAGAGUUAAACAAGCUAUUGCCAAUCGGCAAAAUGCUGAAUGA